UCUAUUGCUUUUCGCGGCAAGGAAACAGCGAAGAAAACGAAAGAAAGUGGAAGAAAAUAUUUUGAGUGUAAAAGGGAAACUUAUUCCUCCAAAUUUUAACGGCUGCAAAACACUCUCAAAGUAGAAUUUGGGAACUCCGCCAAGCCGUUGGUUCAAUUAUUCACUGUGGGUAUUAAAUAUUUUCAAACGCACUCUCUUUUUUUUCCAAUAACAUCAUCACAAAGGCCUUUUUAAAUUCUGAGUCUGAGCAAUACAAACUACAUUUGUGUAUUUGAUAUUUGGACAAAUUUAGAGUCUUCUGAAAGUUUUCAACUUUGAAAACCCUCAAUAAUGGAGUCCCUGCAAAUGGGUCUCUGAGAUUUUCAUUUUUUAUUCUCUGGAUUCUGUUUCUGGAGACCAUUGUUUUUUCUUUUUCUUUUUUGGGUUUUUGGCGUGGUCGAUUGUAGAGAGUAGAAGAAAAAAUGAUGAACUUUAAGGAGUUUUGGACAAAGAAGACAUUGAUUGGUCUUGGGUUGGGGCAGUUUCUCUCUCUUUUGAUUACUUCCACAGGCUUUUCAUCAUCUGAGCUUGCCAAAAAAGGAAUUAAUGCACCAACUUCACAGUCUUUACUGAACUAUGUGCUCUUGGCUAUUGUCUAUGGGGCUUUUAUGCUUUACCGAAGGAAAGCAUUUAAGGCAAAAUGGUAUUAUUAUUUACUUCUUGGAUUGGUAGAUGUAGAGGCCAAUUUUCUAGUGGUAAAGGCCUAUCAGUACACAUCUAUAACAAGCGUGAUGCUGCUGGAUUGUUGGACUAUCCCAUCUGUCAUGCUUCUUACUUGGGUUUUCUUGAAAACAAAAUAUAGAUUUAGAAAAAUAACUGGUGUUGCUGUCUGUGUUGCCGGCCUUGUCUUGGUUGUUUUUUCAGAUGUUCAUGCAGGUGACCGAUCCGGAGGGAAGAACCCCCGUUUGGGUGAUAUACUUGUUAUUGCUGGUGCUACACUAUAUGCUGUCACCAAUGUCAGUGAGGAGUUUCUUGUGAAGAAUGCUGACAGGAUUGAACUCAUGUCAAUGCUGGGCCUUUUUGGAGCCAUCAUCAGCGCUAUCCAAAUAGUCAUACUAGAGCGAGAUGAGCUGAAAUCCAUUCCCUGGUCAGCUGGGGCAGCACUUCCUUUUGUUGGAUUUUCAGUGGCUAUGUUUACGUUUUACUCUCUGGUACCAAUCUUGCUUAAGAUUAGUGGGUCCACAAUGCUUAACCUGUCUUUGCUGACCUCAGACAUGUGGGCUGUCUUAAUUCGCAUCUUUGCUUAUCAUGAGAAGGUUGAUUGGAUGUACUUCGUGGCAUUUGUUGCUGUUGCUAUCGGCCUUGUUAUCUAUUCCGGGGGUGACAAAGAACAGGAUCUCCGUGUAGAUGUGCCUGACGAAGAUGCUGAGCAGUCCAAACAUGUUGAUGAGGAAGCUGGUUCUGGAAAUCGCAGCCGGGGAACUACAGCGGGGACCUCAAAAACAGGGGACAAUGGUAAGCAUGAUCUUACUCCUGCUACCAUUAGAGAAAGGGAAGUUGUAGACAACAAGAACCUAGGAAAAGAUACACAAUGAAAAAAAUCAUGACUUAGAAUUUGCUUCCCAUAAUUAGAUUACAUUCCUAUAACGAGAGAUGAUGAAGUACCGCUGCUAAAGGAACUACGGUAGGCUACAAUGCAGAUUCAUAUUUGAAUAGUAUGAAUAACAACCUUCAGGCUCGGGCAAAGGCGCGAAAAAAUUGUAAAAUUUUCGUUCUUUUUUUGGAUGACAAUAAAUCCCUGGCCUCCAUAUCCAAUUAGUUGUAAUUGUUUUAAAGUAAUACUCUGUUGAGCUUUAAUGAGGUGUAUUUUUUUCAGGUUUACCUUUUAGUUGAACUUCACUUGCUUAUAUCGUGUUUUUCCCAUUCUAUCCUGAUAAAAAUAGAAAGAUGUAGCUUCCUUACCAAUAUAUAUAUAUAUAUAUAUAUUUUCCAUUA
This is a messenger RNA of Ziziphus jujuba (common jujube), 1974 nucleotides long. RefSeq lists its product as uncharacterized. Gene Ontology annotation, biological process: transmembrane transport. Lineage: Eukaryota; Viridiplantae; Streptophyta; Magnoliopsida; Rosales; Rhamnaceae. The transcript is spliced from 11 exons. Bases 462 to 1574 code for a protein of 370 amino acids. Gene Ontology annotation, cellular component: membrane. Gene Ontology annotation, molecular function: transmembrane transporter activity. The record is from RefSeq and is a predicted model, not a curated record.